This is a messenger RNA of Neoarius graeffei (lesser salmon catfish), 1205 nucleotides long. It is a transcript of the gene cldnk, whose product is annotated as claudin k. The coding region runs from base 344 to 994 and encodes 216 amino acids. Gene Ontology annotation, molecular function: structural molecule activity. The record is from RefSeq and is a predicted model, not a curated record. Gene Ontology annotation, biological process: bicellular tight junction assembly; cell adhesion. Gene Ontology annotation, cellular component: plasma membrane; bicellular tight junction. The transcript is spliced from 2 exons. NCBI's taxonomy places the organism in Eukaryota, Metazoa, Chordata, Actinopteri, Siluriformes, Ariidae.
ACAAGCGCGUGCUUCUGCCCACUGUCCCACAGACCCAAGCUGGCAUCGCAGAGGGCAGCCCCUCUCCCUCUCUCUCUCUCUCUCUCUCUGCUCCUUACUGUUCAGUCUUCAGUGCAGCUCGAAUCACACUGUACCUCUGCGGAUCACAUCACACCUCCAUCACCUUCAGCAUCAGAAGCACCUUAACCUAACAAGAGGAGGAGCCAGAUUCAGGUCCAUUUGUCCCACAUUUCAGGAUUGAGGACUCUCGCUAAUGUUGAAAAGCUUCUUCAGUCUCAGUUGAAGGUUUCCCAAAGCAGUUUUUUUUUCGUGGACCCAAAAAAAUUCAAAACAGAAAGUCAGCAUGGCGACGACGGGCAUGCAGCUCCUGGGAUUGAUCAUGUCCAUCAUCGGCUGGGUGUGCGGCUUCCUGGUGUGCGUGCUGCCCAUGUGGCGCGUCACAGCCUUCAUUGGCAACAACAUUGUGACGGCGCAGAUUACGUGGGAGGGCCUGUGGAUGAAUUGCAUCGUGCAGAGUACUGGUGAGAUCCAGUGCAAAGUGUAUGACAGUAUGCUGGCACUACCCAGUGACAUGCAGGCAGCGCGUGGCCUCACCAUGCUGUCCAUCCUGCUCUGCACCCUGGCACUGGCCCUCGGCAUACUGGGCAUCAAGUGCACCAAGUGUGUGGGUCAGCCGAGCUUGGAGGCACGGUUGGCUCGCAUCGCUGGUAUACUCUUCGCCGUUGCCGGGUUCCUCUACCUCGUACCUGUGUGCUGGACGGCCCACUCUAUCAUCAAGGAUUUCUACAACCCAUACGUUGCGGCGCCGCACAAGCGUGAACUCGGUCCUGCGCUCUACCUGGGUUGGGGAGGCUCGGGCCUGCUGCUCAUUGGCGGAUCUCUGCUCUAUGCUGGCUCCAGCCCACCUGGCAUCCCCUCAUCGCCUACCUUCAGCAGCGGAGAAAGCAGCCCGCGCCGGGCUGGGGGAAACACACAGGUCAAAGGUUACGUUUAACGAACGACACCGACUGCACUCGAGCCCAUACCAUUCCCCUCUGCUAGUUUUCCCUAUCAUCAUACAUUCCAGUUAAUGUUAAUGUAUUUUUUAUUAUUCACAGUUUAGUGUUAAGGUCUGACUCUAGGCAAUGAAAGGUGUGAAGAAAGCAAAGUGUAAUUUAGUUUUUCAUCCUCUUGUGUCGUUGUAUAACCCUGUCUCUCUCUCUUUC